Molecule: messenger RNA, 1281 nt
Organism: Pipistrellus nathusii (Nathusius's pipistrelle)
Lineage: Eukaryota; Metazoa; Chordata; Mammalia; Chiroptera; Vespertilionidae
Source: the annotation of a GenBank genome assembly
AUGGUAAGCAAUAACUGUUAUGUUUCAUUAACAGAAAAGGCUGAGAAACACUGUGAAGCAAAUGGAACUUGGGAACUAACUGCUGACAUGAAUGAUACCUUGACUAACUACAGUAUGUGCUAUGCUUUCACUGCUGAAAAAAUGAAGCAUGCAUUCAGGAUGUUCUACCUGGCCAUUUCGGGACACACUUUUUCUCUUACUGCCUUGGUAGCUUCAAUGGUGAUUUUCCUGCUUUUCAAGUCUCUUUCCUGCCAACGGGUUACCAUGCAUAAGCACAUGUUUAUGACUUACAUCCUGAAUUCUAUUGGUGUCCUCGUCUACCUGACCCUAGUGGUCCCCAAUAAUGACUACGUGAACUCGGAUCCAGUGAGCUGCAAGGUUCUGAACUGCAUCAACAACUACCUGAUGCUCUGCAAUUAUUUCUGGAUGCUCUGCGAAGGGAUCUUUCUGCACCGGCUCCUUGUGGUGAACGUGUUCAAUGCGGGAAAGACGCUGAAGUGGUAUUACCUCUUGGGCUGGGGGUCCCCCGUGCUGCCAACCAUAGCCCAUGCUAUUGCUAGAGUGAAGUUAUUCAAUGACAGCUGCUGGAUGAGCAUGGAAACCGCUCUGGUUUACAUCAUCCAUGGCCCUAUCAUGGGCGCCCUGACGAUCAACUUCUUCAUUCUGCUCCACAUCCUCUACGUGCUCGUGAAGAAGAUUAGGAAUGAUGGCCAUCAUGAUGUCCUGCGGUACCUGAAGGCAGUGAAGGCCACUCUGGUCCUGGUGCCCCUGCUGGGAAUCCAGUUUGUCAUUUUCCCCUGGAGGCCUCACACCAAGACUCUUGCCCUGGUCUAUGACUACGUGAUGCACUUUCUGAGUCACUUCCAGGGAUUCUUCGUUGCCGUGAUUUACUGCUUCUACAACUCUGCCGUGCAAGAAGUCGUGAUGCGCCGUGUGCAAGUGUUCAGAACCCGCUGGAACCAGCGCCGCGAAGGGUACGCCUUACGCCGGCAGAAUUACAAUAUGUUGCUGGCAGCUCUGGCUGCAGCUGCGGCUGCAACCAAUGCUGAUCCUGACGAUAUCCCUGAUUGCAUCUGCCACAGAGAGCGGAGGAUCCGGGCAGCUGCCAACAACCGGAGGAACAACGACCUGGAGAUGAACAACAACCCGGAGCUGAUGAACAACGACGACGAGGAGCUGAAUGACAACGACAUCCAAUACGAAGUGGAAGCCGAAAUCGAAUUCCGUAAUGGCGUGGAGAUUCAUGACAUCAUCCCGAUGGAAAUCUUUGAGCGGGAGUAA